Molecule: messenger RNA, 2194 nt
Organism: Aphis gossypii (cotton aphid)
Lineage: Eukaryota; Metazoa; Arthropoda; Insecta; Hemiptera; Aphididae
Exons: 6
Coding region: 1640-2194 (184 amino acids)
Source: RefSeq, a predicted model, not a curated record
CGGAAGCACACAGAGUAGAUCAAACUAUUUUUGUAGUAUUGAUAAGUUAUAAGUUAUAACUUAUAAGUGGCCUUACCACUUUUUGACUACAAUAAUUUAUACUUAUAAUUUAAUUUCAAUUAUUUACAAUUCGCUUGUUCAAUAAUCAACGAGCACUCGAGCAGUUAGAUUUAUUAAUGUUAUAACAAUAUAACUUAUAGACAAAUUAAAUAAAACCUUAAUAACAUAGCGUUUCAAAGGAUGAUAUAUAUAACAAGUGAAAUUAUAUAAUAUUUUAAUAUAUUCUGGCCUAAACAUUACAGAUAAUAUAAUACAUAAAUAGUUAACUAGUUUUAAUGGCCACUUUUAAUAAGAAAAACAAUAAAUAUGAUAUAUUGAAGUAUUCAGCUAGUAAAUAAAAGCGAAAUUCUCACAAAUAAUAGGUACGUACUUGGAAUUAAUUUUGUUAUGUGGUUGAUCAGGAAUUCACUGAUACCGAGAUACAGUUGAGUAAGAACGUGUCAGUUGUUCAGGCAAUUCCAUUUAUGAAGAUACAACAGCGAAGUGUGUCUUUUUGUCCAAACCAAUGUGGAGAUUCCAAGUACUUGGCAAAUUGUACGCAUACGGUCCGGAAUGGAUACAUCAAGCGUGUAACAACCAUGACUAUUUUAACUGUGGUGCCAAAUGAAAUCAUGGCCUGAUAGUAUCUAAAGGCUAAGAGUAUGUUAUUCCAGAGCAAGUAGACCCAGAGCGUGUAAUUUAUUUUAUGUAUUUCAUCAAAGUGGACGGUAUACGGCAGAAUAUGCCUAGGACUAUCAGGAUUAUCCAAUAAAAUUGUAUACAAUUGUAACGAUAGAACGGCUGCCGUAGUAAACCUCGUAACGCUUUCCAUUAUAUCACGAUUAUAAGUUUAUAGUAAUUAGUAUUGGAGGAAGGUAAUAAUAUAGACAUCAAUGAAAACACGGACACAUCAGAUAAAGAUCAUAAAGGUUUUAGUUCAGAUUAAAAGAACCUCACACACGAAAACGUUGAAUAAGGAAAAUGCCAAUUCAAUCUAAACAAAACAGGGUAGUGUUAGCAAUUGGUUGUUUUUUCCCACGACUAUGGAAAUUCAAAACGAAGUUUAUAGCUUUAUUCAAGUAUAUUUAAACAUUUUAUGGCGCACUAUGUUGUCCUUUGCCAUAUUGUGCUAAAACGAUUGUUCAUACAUUAUGAACGAGAAUAUUUAAAAUAUGAAAAAUAUUUUCGUAAAAAUAGAUAACUUAUGUCUUAUGUACGUUUAACGUUAAAUUAAGGUAGGUGUAUGUAUUAUGUGGUAAUCUUGACAACAAAUAGUGACCUAUAGCCAUUAGCCUUCUAACAAUUUCCAUUGAUACUGGUAUACUGCUACAGUGUAUUUACGUAUUAUAAAUAAUAGGUAUACAGUUUAGUUAUACACAGUUCAUAAUAUACUCCUAUACAACGUAUAAUAUGCAGGAUUGCAGGCGUGUAGCUAACGGCUGAUUUUUGUUUCUUAUAUUAUUAAUUAAUACUAAAAAAUUUCUAUAGAAACAUACUAAUAAGUUAAUGUAUAGGUAGGUACAUGCACUUUUUUUCUCAAUUCUCCAAUGAUUCGCCAAGAUUCAAUUUUAUCAAAGUAGGUACAAUAAAAUAAAUCGAAAUGGGCUAUUAUAAUAUAAUUCCAAAAAAAUCAAGUACGUUACAUGGUACAAAAAAGAAGAUUCACAUUAACUCAGUAGUUACAUUGUGUCAUUGUAUUAUUGUUUUCUUUUGGAUUAUUUGUACUAAUCCAUGGCCAAGUGAUUUUAGAGAUCAUGGUUUUCAUGUUUUACUGAAUUUGUUGAUAUAUUUGUUUUUUAUUAAUUUAUUGAACGGUUUGUUCUUGUACGAUGAAUAUAUAGAAAAUACGAAUGAAUACGAAGAAUAUGGACCCGUAUUCAAGCUAUGUAAGACAACUAGACACAUACUAUUUUGGACAUAUGGUUUCUUCAUACAUAUAUGGGUGAUUACAAUUGGGCUGCAGAAAUUGAAUACAGCUUUAGAAUUUAAAUUGGAUAGAUUUUACGUAAAACGAGUGUGUUUCCUACUUUGGAGUGUAAUUUUUUUUUGCAUUGAUGUAUAUUGGCUAAUGAAAACGUGUGUAUAUCAUCAAAUAAUUAAUGAAGAAACAGAAAAUACAGAUCAACAAAUAAUAAUAGUCAAAUCAAAUAAAUGA